AACGUAAUACAUUUGUAUUUUUUUUCAUUGUAUACUUAUAUAUUUUUCGAUCUAUGAAAAUAUUUUUCGUAUCUUAACGUUAUGAAUCAUGUACGCUUUAAGUCUUUAGAAUGGCGCCAACGUCUGACGGUUGACAGGUUAUCAUGCACGUGACAGUUAUUCAAUUUUAAUGUUAAAUAAUAAAAUUUCUAGUUUGUUAAAUUAACUAAUUGGGAAGCAUCGUGAUAAUACAAUUUAGUGCCUUGUAUUAUUUAUUGGAAUUAUGGAAGAAAAAACUCAAAUUGGAGAGGAUAACGUAAAUGAAAAAGAUAAUGUUGUCGCCCUUAAAAACAGAAUUCCAUUACUAAAGGAUUUAUUUCAUGUGCAUGGAAAGGUCGGGGAAGGAACUUUUAGUUCUGUAUUUUUAGCUACAUUAAAAUCUUCCGAUGGGUCAAAGAAAUUCGCGUUAAAACAUUUAGUUCCUACUCGUCAUCCUGAAAAGAUUGAACAUGAAUUGCAGUGUAUGCAACAGAUAGGGGGAAAAGACUAUGUGGUUGGAUUAGAAUUGUGUUUACGAAGUUUUGAAACAGUGGUAUUUGUAAUGCCAUAUAUGAGACACGACAAAUUUUCGGACUAUGUACAAAAUAUGACCAUUCAAGAAACAAAGGAUUACAUGAUAGCAUUGUUGACUGCAUUGCGUAGAGUUCAUCAAUUUAAUAUUAUACACAGGGAUGUUAAACCUAGUAAUUUUUUAUAUGAUCGAUGCCAUAAAAGAUACUUGUUAGUGGAUUUUGGAUUAGCACAAGAAUAUGUAGUCAAAAAUAAUUCUAAUAAACUUAAGUCAAUUAAUUUUGAAACCCAGUCGCUUAAGCGAAAAAGAUCAGAUGAAAAUAGUUUAAAUCUUUCUCUUAGUUCAAGAAAAAAAGUUACAGGAGAAAAAUGUUUCUGUUUUGGAAAACCAAAAGUAUGUUCAUUAUGUACAUCAAGACCAGAACAGACAGCCCCAAGAGCUGGCACACCAGGAUUUCGUGCACCUGAAGUUUUAUUAAAACAUCCUUUGCAAACACCAGCAAUUGAUAUUUGGGCAGCUGGAGUAAUGAUGUUGUGCAUCCUUAGUGGCACUCAACCAUUUUUUCAUUCUCCAGAUGAUUGCACUGCUUUAGCAGAAAUAACUACAAUAUUUGGAUCAAAUAAAAUGCAACACUGUGCACACAAAUUAGGAAAACAAAUUAUUUUUCAUGAGGAUAUACCAGGAGUUGACAUUGUAUCUUUAUGUCAGAAGUUACAAAAAAGAAAUAAGGGUUUAUUAAAUAAUUGUAGAGAUCAUAGCAUGUAUGAAAAGGCAUCGUUGGAUGUUCAAUUUCCAAAAGAAGCUUAUCAUCUUUUACUAAGCUUAUUGGAUCUAGACUACAAAACACGUCUUACUGCAGAUCAAGCUUUAGAUCAUCCAUUUUUUAAAUCAUAACAUAUUUUUCUAGUAAUUUUAAUUGUUCAUAACUUUUGUCAGAUUGAUAUUAAAAAUAUAUAUAUAUCGAAACGUAUACAAAUUUAAUAUUACAAUGUUAAUUUCAUUAAAUUGAAAAAUAUUGUAUAUUAUGCAAUUGGUACAUACA
Colletes gigas is the source of this 1592-nucleotide messenger RNA. RefSeq names its product cell division cycle 7-related protein kinase-like. The record is from RefSeq and is a predicted model, not a curated record. Lineage: Eukaryota; Metazoa; Arthropoda; Insecta; Hymenoptera; Colletidae. The transcript is spliced from 8 exons. Gene Ontology annotation, molecular function: protein serine/threonine kinase activity; ATP binding. Gene Ontology annotation, cellular component: nucleus. Gene Ontology annotation, biological process: protein phosphorylation; mitotic DNA damage checkpoint signaling. Bases 263 to 1444 code for a protein of 393 amino acids.